AGUAUCCGGCUAGGGUCCAAAUAUUCUCUAGUUUAUUUUAAAAUAAGGAUCUGUCCAGUUUUCACUCACUGAAGCCUACAUCGUCUGGUCUGCGUUAAUUGAGUUUAAACGCACGACAGGUAUGUUUACCUGUUUGUUUGGAAACGUAUUCCGGAAACGAAACCCUGAGUAAUCGAUCGGAAGUGACAGGAGGGAGCGGGAAGUCGCUGUCGCGAAGGCCGGCGGGCGGCUGGGAAUGGAAGGGGCCUGACUGCGGAGAAGUUACCCCAGGACUUCGCGCCGAGCCCCCGGACCGGAGAGCCCGCUGGGGAGGAGUGAGAGUCUCAGAGGUUAUUCAGUAGAAGUCUUGGGGUGCAUUUUCAUUGAUUAAAAAUGACUACUCUUGAGAGUUUACAAACUAAAGUCACCCUGACUUCAACCCCAAUCCGAGGAGCAGGAGAUGGAAUGGAAACGGAGGAGCCACCUAAGUCUGUUGAAGUCACCUCUGGAGUCCAACCUGUAAAGCCCCACGCCCUUCCGAGUCCACGAAGGAAAGCAGUCGCCUCAGAGAGCCCCGGAGUCCUGCAGCUGGGCAAGAUCCUCACUGAGAAAGCGGUGGAAGUCGAAGCUAUAAGAAUAUUGGUUCCCAAAGCUGCUAUAACCCACGUUGUCCCCAACAAAAAUGCCAAGGUUAAGCCUCUCGGACGUCAGAAAGGGGAGCUCUCUGGUCAGUCCGAGGGGGCUGCAGAGCCCAGGAAGGAGCUCGCAGAGGUGAAGAGCACCCUGGAGAAGCUCAGGAACUCGGAAAGGAGGCUGCUGCAGGACCGAGAGGGCCUUUCCAACCAGCUCCGUGUGCAGACGGAGGUCAAUCGUGAGUUAAAAAAGCUGCUGGUGGCUUCAGUUGGUGAUGAUCUUCAGUAUCACUUUGAACGUCUAGCCCGUGAGAAAAAUCAGCUUAUUUUAGAAAAUGAAGCCCUAGGUCAGAACACAGCUCAGCUUGCCGAGCAGUUAGAACGAAUGUCAAUACAGUGUGACGUGUGGAGAAGCAAAUUCCUCGCGAGCAGGGUCAUGGCAGACGAGUUAACCAACUCCAGGGCAGUUCUGCAGCGGCAGCACCGGGACGUGCAGGGCGCCCUCCAGGACCUCCUGAGCGAGCGGGAGCAGCUGCGCCAGGGGAUGAAAGCCACCCACAGUUUACUGGAGGAGCUCCUGGUCUCCUUGCAGUGGGGAAGAGAGCAGACUUACUAUCCUAGCACCCAGCCUCACAGCACAGCAGAACUAGCGCUAACCAAUCACAAGUUGGCAAAAGCGGUGAAUGCUCAUCUUCUGGGAAAUGUUGGAACUAACAGUCAAAAAAAGACUCCGCCAACUGUUGAAUUCUGCAGCACCCCAGCGGAGAAAAUGGCUGAAACGGUGCUACACAUUUUGGACCCAGCUACCAGUUCAGAAAGCUCAUCUGAUAAUCCAUUUUCUGAGUCUUCACCAACCACCUUACUUGCUACAAAGAAAAAUAUUGGGCGAUUUCAUCCCUAUACUAGAUACGAAAAUAUCACCUUCAAUUGCUGCAACAACUGCCAGGGAGAACUUAUUGCCCUUUAACGUGUAACAUUGGGGUAUGCUGCAGGCAUGUGCCUGCUACCCAGGAGCCAUUCUUAGUGGGGAGCUGGGGUUCCUAUAAUGCUAGAAGUAAUCUCACUUUCUACUUAAAUAAUGUAUAUCCCCAAAAUGUUUUAUGUACUGGACUCCAGGUUACCCUUUCUUAAUAAAUGUCUCAGGGUAAGAAAAGAAUGAAGCAGUGCAAAUAUAUAUAAAGUGGGGAAUGCUUCCCAGGUAUUACACGAUGCUUUUCCUAAUGGGCUUUAAAAGGGAAAAAUUAUAUACCUUCUUUUAGGCCCCAAAUUAUUGUUUAUCUUGCUAUAUAUUUUAUAUGCACAGAUUUAAUUUGGUAAUCAAAAUCAGUGAUUGGCAAACUAGAGCCAUGGGCCUUAGGCAGCCACACCCAUCAUGUACUGCUGUCUGCAGUGGGCUCUUGUAGUACCACAGCAGAGCUCCGCAGAGGAAACAGGCUGCAAAGCCUAAAAUAUUUCCUAUUCGUCCCAUUACUGACCCCUACUCUAAAGUAAUAAUCAGCAGAGGGGAUGAGGGAGGAAGUGUUUUUUCCCUUUCGGUGAAUUUGGGGUGUGAGGGGCUACAAAGGAGGCUUAGGAAAUACAGUAGGUGAAGGGAUAAAUCUUUUAAAAAUAAAUGCUGUAUAUGAGGAGAAUUAGGAACUGACAGCCACAUUAACAAGAGCUUCGGCAAAAUGUGUUCUGCUGUUUUUGUGCAGAAGAUUCCAUAUUUUGAGUGGAUGCCACUUGAUAUAUAUAGAAGAAACAGGUUCUAACAAUUUGCUCAAUUUGGCAAAGCAACAAAAUAUCCAAUUUGAUAUUUAUAAAAUAAGGUGGAGAAAGUAGGAUCUUUCUAGGAUACAGUACAAACUCAAACAUGUAACCCAUCAAUUAAAUUUACAUUAUGUAAGAUCCAUUAUUGUUUAUGAUGGAUAAUCACAAACAUCCUUUUAUAGGCCUUUAAAACUAUCCAUAAAAUGUUUAUACCAAAUUAUACUAAUUAAUUACAGAAGUGCCUGUCAAUAGAGAAGCCUUCAAGAAACAAAUCUGGUCAAAGUACAUUGUAUUUUAAUGUCAAUCUAGUGAUUUUUUUGGUCUGAUUCAUCUGAGUUAUAUUUAUAAUUUCAUGUGGCAAUAAAUUUCUCUAUCUUCUUUA
Molecule: messenger RNA, 2742 nt
Organism: Myotis lucifugus (little brown bat)
Lineage: Eukaryota; Metazoa; Chordata; Mammalia; Chiroptera; Vespertilionidae
Gene: BLZF1
Product: basic leucine zipper nuclear factor 1
Exons: 7
Coding region: 373-1578 (401 amino acids)
Biological process (GO): Golgi to plasma membrane protein transport; Golgi organization
Cellular component (GO): Golgi membrane
Source: RefSeq, a predicted model, not a curated record